AUGACUACCGGAGUCUUUCACUACAUCGACCCUACAUCAAGCACUGACGCCAACGGCGACAGAGUCAAGCCUUGGGCAAAGGUCGACGUCGACGUUUCUUCCUUCCAGCGCAAGCUCGUUAAGCGCGAAGUCGUCGACAUUCGCAGCGCAGCCAGUCUUAAAGCCUUCGACGUUGAUCUUUCUGGCUUCGACGUUUUCAAGUCCCCCGCCAAAGAAACUGAAUUCACUGAUGAAUCUGCGGUGAGAAAUGGUUACUACGCCGAGGUUGAUGCGCUUCUGAAGGAGAGGAUCCCGGCAAUCAAGAAAAUCGUCAUCUUUGAUCACACCAUCCGCAGGCGUGAAAAGACCAGCCCCAGACAGCCUGUCCAACAGGUCCACGUCGAUCAAACGCCCGGCGCGGCGGAAGCCCGUGUCCGACGUCACAUCGACCCGUCUGAGGCAGAAGAGCUUCUCAAGGGCCGCUACCAAAUCAUCAAUGUCUGGCGACCCAUCGGUCACCCCGCCACCGACUUUCCCCUCGCUGUGGUCGACUACCGAAGCACCAAGCCAGAGGACAUGAUCAAGGUCGAUCUUCUGUACCCCAACCGCGACGACAACGACGACGAUGAUCGUGGAAAGGAGGUCCUGCCUGACGAGGCGACCUUGAAGUCCACAGAGGGCUACUCUGUCAAGGGCGAGACAUACUCUGUUGCAGCGAAUCCCGAACACAAGCUCUACUACGCCAAGGAUAUGACCCCUGACGAGGUUAUGCUGAUCAAGUGCUUCGACUCCAAGAGUGAGGUUCAUGAGGGUGGGAAGCAUGGAAUCGCUGGAUAUACGCCCCAUACUGCAUUUGUGGACCCUAACACGCCAGAAGAUGCUCCUGGACGACAGAGCAUUGAGGUUCGAUGCUUGGUAUUCUACUAA
This is a messenger RNA of Fusarium pseudograminearum CS3096, 906 nucleotides long. RefSeq lists its product as uncharacterized. The transcript has a single exon. Lineage: Eukaryota; Fungi; Ascomycota; Sordariomycetes; Hypocreales; Nectriaceae. Gene Ontology annotation, molecular function: oxidoreductase activity. The coding region runs from base 1 to 906 and encodes 301 amino acids. The record is from RefSeq and is a predicted model, not a curated record.